This is a messenger RNA of Anopheles coluzzii, 7840 nucleotides long. Its product is annotated as guanine nucleotide exchange factor DBS. Bases 2478 to 7379 code for a protein of 1633 amino acids. Gene Ontology annotation, cellular component: cytoplasm. The record is from RefSeq and is a predicted model, not a curated record. Gene Ontology annotation, biological process: intracellular signal transduction. The transcript is spliced from 11 exons. NCBI's taxonomy places the organism in Eukaryota, Metazoa, Arthropoda, Insecta, Diptera, Culicidae. Gene Ontology annotation, molecular function: protein binding; guanyl-nucleotide exchange factor activity.
UUUUUUUGUUUAAAAUUCAAAUCGAACGGUUCUGCAAUAUCGCUGCUCUGUAAGAUUGUUUUCUUAGUAACGUUUGAUACUAAUGUUUGUGUACGAAAAAUCAACACAUUGUUUCUCAAACGCAAGAUUGAUCAACCAAUGUAUAUGCAACAAUGAAAAACGAGAUCAAACACCUAGCGCUGUUACCAUUUAUGUGAAUUGUUUGGGAUUUGUAAAUACAGUUUUCAUAACAACGUUAUAAUGCAUCGAGCUAUGCUUCUCAGCGAAUCUAUGUGAAUCCAUAUUUGUUAUUGUUGGUAUGUGUCGAUUCGCAUGGGCUUGGCAAUACAUAUAUAGAGCAAAAGUAAAGUUCGUUUUUUGGCGUGAAACGCAUACAAUACUAUUUCAGAAUACUCACACUUUUGAAUUUACUUUUAUCAACCAGCGAUGGUGUGAGUAAACUGAACAUAAAUUAAUGUUGGAAAUUGAUUACUCACAGUUGGAUUAUUAUUUUUUCACUCGUGUUGUCUUGGAAUUUAUCCGUUUGCAUUGCAGAAGUCUACAUUUUGCAUUGCGGACAGUUCUUAUGCUUAUCAACGUAAUAUUUCUUAGUCAGUUAGAUUUGAUUAGAUUAGAUUAAAAAGUUAGUUAGUAUCAAUGGUUGCCAUAUAAACUUUCAUUAUAAAUAUCGCGAUCGAAUGACACGAUUUAUUGUUCGUUAACUAUGUAACAAUAGACUGAGAGGAUAGAAGAUAUAUAUGAGAUACAGGAAUGAAGUAAAAUGUUUCGUCUGUUGCGAUGAAUUGUUCGCUGUCUGCAGAGGGGUAAACAAAGAAAAGCACAUCGACCUUUCGUUAUGGCAUGUUGGGAAACAAUGUCAUCGGUCGAAACAAACCACCAACAAGAGGUGUAACAAAUGAAGUGAAAAUGAAUUGAGGAGAUGGCUUAGGGUAAGAGUUUUAUCUUAUGAUUAUAUAUUGUACAUAAACAUAUAGUGUCGGACGAAUAGAAAUGUGUUUUACUACGAGAUAUGCGAUUUAAUUGUUAAUGGAGGGGGGAUGAUGAAAUGAUUUAUGGAGCAUAGAACCGUCCUUUUCCUGAACGUCAAGAACGCUUGUAUGUUUUAAUCGUGCAGUCGAAAUAGAUGCAAAUGAUACAUGCUACGCUAAAGCUAACAUUCCCACUAGAAUGUUAAAAUAAAUGGUGAAUUUAAUGACUAUCUAGUUAGUUCUAGAUUGACUUGAACGUUUUAUUUUUGGUUAUAUUUUAUCUUGUCCCAUAGGAAAUGGUAACUCAAAAAUUGACGCACUAUAAAGUGUACGUCACAAAAAGAAUCAAUUAGUAUCGUAUAAGAUGAAUCGAUUUGCAGAUUAAGUUUCUUUUUUUCAAUUAAAAUGCUCUUAAAAACGUGUCUUAACGCAAUUUUGUAAUGGUGCCGAGACGAAGCAUUUUUGUCUCACGUAAGCUACAGCAAUACUUGAAGCUGUGGCUAGCCAAAACAACAACAAAAAAACCUACAAGGCGUGCAGAGAAAUGCGGGUUAAUUGGGGAAGCAUGUUUUGCCUUGGGUACUGUAGACUAGAUGGUGUUGCAGCAGUAGCGGUACUUUGCUGGACAGUGUAGGUCAAGAGUACAUUUCAACGGUAGUCAUUUGUGCUUGAUUUGGACAAUGUGUUGGCUGGAAAAUAAGAAUUGGAGUACAUCUGAACAAAUGUUGAUUUACAUUGAUGUAUUGUAAAUACGUAUUAUUCGUAUUCGUGUUCGUAAUUAAACGUACAUCCAUUAUAUGUAAUCGUGAGCAACUCAUAUUAUGUUCGAUUAUUGUACAGUGAUUGAUUCAAGUGAACUAGAAUACUAUAGUGGAUUCAAUAGUAGGUGAUAAUAUUUUUGAAAUAUUGAAAUGAACGAACAUUUCUAUUUGCUAUCCACCCAUUCCAUGAUCUGAACGUUAUGAAUUGCUCUUUAAUGCUUCACUCUCUGCCAUAAUGCUGGAAUGAGAGAUCGAUAAUGCUUCCGUUAAUGCGCGAGGCAAGAGAGUAUGCCGCCAUGAUCAUCAUGAGCAAGUGAGCUAACGGAAAUAUGUUUUUUUCGUGAGGUUUUCUCUCUGUGAUCGCACGCUACCGAGCGCGCAUUCCCGAGUGUGUUGCUUUCUUCAGUCACAGUUCAUUCGUCUACCGAGGCGCUUCGUAGCGGUUGGACGUCGUGGUGUCGUGCUGCUAUUCGGAUUUACUAUGUUAGACUUUAUUGUCUUAUUAACAAGUUUUACACAGUUUUGUAACCUGUUUGUAACUGUCAAACCGUUGGGAUUUUUGUGUGAUACCAAAUGUGCAUGGGGUUAUGUGUGAAGGGUUUUGUAGAGGUAGUGGUGUGUCCUAGUACCUAGUGCAGGGUUUCCAAUGAUUGAUCGAAAGUGAACGUUGUAUUAUACAAUCGUGUGAUAUUUUGAAUAAAAACGUGAAGUGAAUAAAAGUGUUACAUAAGUACGCAAUGUGAAGAAAAUGAUGAUGCAUCAAUCAUCCCGUGUUGUACAUCAAUCUACGGCACCCCUUAGAUCGAUUUCACAACAAAACGCACAUCGCCCGGGGUCGGCAGUGCCUGCGACAAAUGAGGCGUCAAAUAGUAACCCUGGGAAAGGGUCCCAGCAUUACGCUAAGUUCCGAAACAAUCGUAGCGCGAGCAGCAGCCGAGUGUUAGGUGGACACAGAAGUGAAAUCAAGAUAGAACCCAAGGUGGACUGCCGACGGAAAAUCCAACCAAGAUUACCGAACAAAGGCAGCAGCGGAGUUGAGGAUGAAUCCUUCGCUACCGCUAGGAUCCCCAAAAUGAAGCUGUUGAAAGUAAACUAUGUGAAUUUAAAGAAAGAAGAAGUCGAAAAUAAGCAAGCGUCAGAGGUGGAUACGAUCGAUCUAGCUGCACAAUCUUCGAAUCUGGAUAAUCAUGCAAUGGUUUUAAAGCAAGAUAUCGAUACAAAAAGUACAUCCUCCACAGCUAUUGUCGUGGAGUGUAAAACAAAGAGUCCUAAUAAUGGAAAGGUAGUGAAGAACAUGACAAUUGAUCAGUUGCAACCAUCCACCCCAUUGAUAAGCAAAGGUGAAAAUAAAGAUAAAAGAACGUCAAUAACCAGCAAAGACCAGGAUCAUAAUGAUGGAGAAACCGGCAAAUCUAAAUAUUUGGUGUAUAAAAAACAUAAUGGUUUUGGUACUAACUCAUCGCACACAACGGAAAGUAGUUCGGCAGGUGGUAAAUUGCAGUACAUCAACGACUCGGACAUCAAAAUCAAGGCAUUGGCGAAAAAAAAAUACGGAUUACUGUUUGAAAAUAAGAAGAAAAGCAAACUAGAAACGGUGCAAUAUUAUUUCGACAGCCGCGGCUACGAGCGGUAUGUAGACAACAAGUUAUACGGAGUGAUCAACGAGAAAAAGAACUUGGAUGCGCACACUGCGCAAUCUAGUUCUGCAGUUCUGACAAAGACUAGCGAUGUUCAACAUAAAAGACUCAGUUGGGAUGUUAGGCAGCACAACAGACCCAGUAUGAUGCGUGUGAUCAAUCAAUCGCCGGCGGCCAAAAAAUGUGCCAACGUAAUCAUGAUGAACCAUCAAAUAUUGACAAAACCACUGAGUGCAGAGGCCCCAGAGCUGCUUGAAAGUGGAGGUUUGAAGCAGGAAAACUGUCGCAUGUUCAAACUUCAGAAAAGCCAUACGAGCACAAACUUACUUACGCGCCAUAAGUCGAUGAACGAUAUCCAUCGCAUCAAUCAACUGUUCCUGGAUUGCAAGGGGGAUUCUAACCCUGCUUCAAAUAUUUCACUAUCGAAUCGUCAAAAUUGUAAUUCCACCACUAACGAAAGCUGCGAUCCUAUCCGCUCAAACAAUAUGACAGCAGACCGAGAAACUACUACAGGGCAUCGGUUUGAGAAGCAUAGGAAAUCGGAGCCGAACAAAUAUCUAGUGCAUAAACGAUUAAGUGCCAGGUAUAAAACAGAAAGUAAUUUAACAAAUACAAAUACAACAGAAGUAACGUUACCUCCCGUUUCACCGGAUAAUGGCAACUCGUAUGGUUUAUCCGGUGACGACACAAUCAGCAAGCGCAUUCGACAAAUAAUUAAAGGACAAGACCAUAUUGGCUCGACAGAGGGUGUUGAUCAACUGGCAGAGAAAAGCAUGAACGAGGCUCAGAAACAUGGAAUCGGCAAAGGGAAAAACGAGGAACAGCAACAGGUACAAGUGUGUUCCAAGAAAUUUCAACGUUUGUCAAAGUCGAAAUCCACUGAAAAGCUUAUCAUGGAUAGAAACCAGAUCGGGGAUGCAGCAGAAGGAAAGGAGAAAAACAGUAAGACAAGCAGUACUUGUGGUUACAAGAACUGUAAAUUUUCAAACUGUCCAAUGUCUUCGUCAUCUUCUUCAUCCUCAGCCUCUUCGACCUCAUCAUCUGUCUCUUGCAAGACUAGAGCUAGGAUGGAGGGCGGUAGCGAGAAGGUUCCGUCAACUGCCAUCAAUAACAGACCACCCCCACCAGAUAAAUUAGAAAUAAUUUCGAAUGGCAAACGAACUUCGGUUGUGAGUACAGAUGAUGGCGAUAUGGCGAAGGCGAGCAAGAAGGAAUCGUCCGCGUGUAUAAAGGAUCAGUUGGUAAUUAAUAACCUCCUUAACAGCAGCACGUUCAAUGAAAAAAUGAAUAAUGCUACUACCACCGAUAUAAAGCAUAUUAAUGAUGAUUCACGUGUUAUUAUUACUUCGAAGAUAAAGCAAAUAGAUUUGGAGAGCAAUAGCAUGAUCAUUGAAAAAUCCUUGGCUCAAUCUCCCCAGAACUGCCGAAUUUCAUCGUCUCGCCAUAAGUUUUGGAAUCAUCAAAAUCAGCGCAACAUUAAACUGAAAAACAAUCCGCAAACAAAGGCUUACGACGACAAGAUAGACAUUAACAACAAGAUAAAAAACGAAGAGAAUAACAGCAUCAAAAUCUUCAUCAGCAGCAGUACCGGCGCCAAUGGAAACAGUUGUAACGUUUUACUAGAACCUGUAUCGCUGAUCUCUACUACGGACGUUGGCGAUAGAUCUUCUUCCUGUUCCUACGCAUCCACCUCUUCUUGUGGCUCUACCGGGAGUGAAUCCGAUAAGGACGAUGGUUACUGCGACCAGAGUGAAUGUUCAACUAUUCCCGACAAGCAGCAACCAUCUUCGAUUGUAUCGACAAGCAGCAGUACCAUCAGUAGCAAUAGUAGCUGCAGUAACGGCAGCAGCACAGUUUGCAGCGAGUCCACACAUGUUUCAAAUGUUACCUGUGCAAACAGUUUACCGGGCGGUAACGGUUCAGCGACCACGAUUACAAACAGUGGCGGAAAUCGAUACACUUCUAAAACAAGUAUCCGUUUAGGAUGUGAUGGCUCGCUGUUCUUAAACCGGAACUAUCUCGAAGAAGUUGAGGGACCUUCAAGCCCGGUAACGAGCGAUUUGGAUGGUGAUGAUAACGAAAAUGCAUCUAGUGAUUUUCGAGAAUGUUUUAACACUGUCAAUGUUUGUUGUUGUGCCCCAAAAAAACCGCAAACAUUUGCCCACCGUUCAUCGCGUCUUGUCAGUUCGAUAGAUAUGACAAAUGCUAGCAGCACGGGAAAAUCGGCUUUAGCAUGCAACCUGUUUACAGCUUCGGCAGCAACAGACAACAAUGCUUUGCAGAGUGAUAAUGCGUUACAUAACAAGAAUGAAACCUGUGCAUGUGUCAAAAAGCACAGAAAUUCUCAAAACAAGAUUGAAAAUUAUUCAUCACGACCACGUUCGAUUGAAGGACCCCUGGACUCGGGUAUUUCGAUUAGCAGCGAUACGGCCAUAACCAGCUCGGACAGUGAUCUGAAUUCGCAAAGUCAAACGGACGCUGACGAAAGAAAGCUGAAGAGAGGACACGUGCUAGCUGAACUUUUGGAAACGGAGCGUAUAUAUGUCGCGGAAAUGGGAUCUAUUUUAAAGGGCUAUAAGGAUGAAAUGCUCUCGGAGGAAAUGAGCUCAUUGGUGCCGCCGGGUUUGCAAGGAAAGUCGGACAUACUGUUUGGCAACUUGCAUGAGCUGUACACCUUUCACAAUGACAUUUUCUUGAAGGAUUUGGAAAAUUGUAUUUCCACCACAGAACUUGUUGCCCUUUGCUUCGUACAACGGCGAGAUACGUUUUUCCGCCUCUACUCGUACUAUUGCCAAAACAUACCCCGGUCUGAACGUCUUCGGGAGACGCUCGUUGAUACGCAUCUGUUCCUGCAAGAAUGCCAAAAGAAGCUCGGUCAUAAACUGCCGUUGGCCGCUUAUCUGCUAAAGCCGGUACAAAGAAUUACAAAGUAUCAACUUUUGCUUAAAGAUUUGCUAAAGUUCAGCGAUACUGGUACAUGCUCGCGAGAGUUGCAGAAAGCAUUGGAUUGUAUGUUGGUUGUAUUAAAGUGUGUCAAUGAUUCAAUGCACCAAAUUGCAAUAACGGGAUUCCCGGCUGACCUAUCCCAGCAAGGCGAACUACUGAUGCAAGAUUCGUUCCAAGUUUGGACGGAAAGUAAAAAGGACUUGCGGCUACGGCUGAAAACACAAAAUAGGCACAUUUUCUUGUAUCAAAAAGCAAUGCUAUUUUGUAAACAAGGGUCGAAAACGGGGCACAACAAGAGUACUUAUCAAUUUAAACACUGGCUACAGAUGUCACAAAUCGGUUUAACGGAAUCCGUUCGCGGCGACUCUAGACGAUUCGAGGUCUGGCUGCAAGGACGCCAAGAAGUGCAUACUAUACAAGCUACCACUAUCGAAAUAAAAAACAAAUGGGUCGCUGAAAUCAAGCGUGUUUUGCUGAACCAACUGGAAGAGCUAAAGGGUGAAAAAAUCAAGCAAUACGGCUUGAACCACAAACCUUUGCGGCACAUGACUUCAUGGGACGUUCCACAAGCUGUGCAAGGAACACCGAACCGAAUAUUAAGCAGCGACCAACAGCCGACGUUGCAGGCUAACGGUAUAGGCAUAGGUGGAAUGGUCGGCCUGGCACAGGACGUGGUCACACGGAUAGCUCAUAUGAACGAUGAUAGUCUUCUAAACGCUACCGGAAUCUCAUGCUCCUCGUCCGAACACGAUAACCAGGAAAGCAAUGCAUGGAGCUCCGACUACUCGAAUAGCGAAGAUGAGUUCACUACUGUAGAGGAUAGUGUCGUGCCGGGGCACAAGUUUGUGUCAUUGGCUGAUUACUGUGCAAUGGGAAAUUCAGAAGUUUCUAUGAAAGAGGCUGAAGUAGUGGAGCUGCUGAAAGUCGGCUGUGCAGGAUGGUGGUUUGUGAAAGUGAUCGCUACCGGCCUUGAAGGAUGGGCUCCAGCAGCAUACUUAGAGCCAGUGGCACGCAAAAAUUCUCGCCUUAGAAGCGCGCGCAGCCAAGACCGACUGAACGACCACUAAAAAACCAAAAAUAAGUUUAAUAACUAAUAGGAGCUAUUAACCUAUCGAUCGUACUACCAUCUAAAAGGAUGGAUGAAUUGAGCCAAAGUUUAUGAAAAGGAACGUUCUGGAGUCUAUGAAAAACGUAAUAAUCUCACUUAUUUAGAUAGUCAAUAUCUAUGAUCAUGUUGUCACUUUACGGACCCGACAACAGACAUGACAAAGUCUGAAUUAUGUACCUCGAAUUGCUACGUCAAUUCUUUACUAUGUUAGCAAAAUCUAAUCCUCGAAAUGUUUUCGAUUAAUGCUUUACUAUUUCGUCUUAGCGAAUGACACGCUGUUUAACAUUCAAGAUGGUAAUACGACAUUGCCAGUAACCGUAUAAAGUAAUCCGAACGUUAUCCAAUAUCGCUCGAUAGUCAGUUCGAUUCCUUUGUAUCUUGCGUAUUUACGAAAAGCAAUCAACGUAAAACACAUCGGAU